AUACUCCUACCAAAACACUCCACACCAUCACCAUCAACCCCACGACAACCUUCUCCAACGUUCUUCCCGUACCUUAAAUACGCCCACCUCACAUCGGACCACAACCUAAACUACAAACCAACCAACCUCCCAGAGAUCAAGAUGCGCUCCAAGUUCAAGGACGAGCACGAGUUUGCCAAACGCAAGGCUGAGGCGGAGCGUAUCCGCGCAAAGUACAACGACCGGAUUCCAGUCAUCUGCGAGAAGGUCGAGAAGUCGGAGAUCGCAACCAUCGACAAGAAGAAGUACCUCGUCCCGGCGGACCUGACAGUCGGCCAGUUCGUGUACGUCAUCCGCAAGCGUAUCAAGCUGUCCCCAGAGAAGGCCAUUUUCAUCUUCGUCGACGAGGUCUUGCCACCGACCGCUGCCUUAAUGUCGAGCAUCUACGAGGAGCACAAAGAUGAGGACGGCUUCCUUUACAUCACGUACUCGGGAGAGAACACCUUCGGAUUCGAGGAGCUAGCUUAACCAGUCGGCAUCAACUCUCUUUAACGACCCUCCUUUCGACAGGCAUCGACGACACCACCCCCAACUUUCCCACACACCGGCGUUUGGGCUCCUAUUUUCUCCCGCGGUUUCGACAUUUGCGAGAGUGGACAGUUUUUAUUGGGGGGUUAUGGCAGCAGCGGGGGCUUGUGAUAACGUUUUUUUAUUAUUUCGUAAACGGAGACGACGAUGAUGACGGCCAAGGCGGCUACAGCUCUCGGCAGGCCAGGCAGAGCAACGGGUUGUGCGGCUUGUAGAGUCGCAUGGCGCUGGUGCGCCAAAGGAUGGAUGACGGUUCAACUAACUGGCUUUGCUCGAUGAUUCUGUGAGACUGCAUGUGGAAGACUGGGGGGGAUAGGGUCUUUAUACAAGAGUCGAUUUCCUGCGUGUCUAUUGCGUCUUGAGAUUGUAGUGGUUUUCUAUCGUGGUUUCAUAAUGGGAAUCCUAGAA
Messenger RNA from Pseudogymnoascus destructans, 975 nucleotides. RefSeq names its product ubiquitin-like protein atg8 (gene ATG8). The transcript is spliced from 4 exons. Lineage: Eukaryota; Fungi; Ascomycota; Leotiomycetes; Thelebolales; Thelebolaceae. The record is from RefSeq and is a predicted model, not a curated record. Gene Ontology annotation, cellular component: cytosol; autophagosome; fungal-type vacuole membrane. Gene Ontology annotation, molecular function: phosphatidylethanolamine binding. The coding region runs from base 142 to 507 and encodes 121 amino acids. Gene Ontology annotation, biological process: cellular response to nitrogen starvation; macroautophagy.